GAAACAGUUUCGAAAGAGCAAUACAAAUCCGUUGACAGAAGAAGUACACGGCCCCAGUCCGUUCGCCAUGCUCCCGGUGCGACGCAGCCGCCGACUUUCGCCGCCGGCGCUGGUGGACGACGCCAUGAGCGAGAUCUUCUUGCGCCUCCCGCCGGACAACCCCAGGAGCCUCGUCCGCGCCGCCGCCGUCUGCAAGAACUUUCGGCGCAUCCUCUCUGACGCCGCCUUCGCCCGCGACUACUGCAAGUUCCACGGGGCGCCGCCCGGCAUGCUGGGCUUCCUCCACAAUAGCUGCUACGUGGAGCACUGCGUUUCCCAUUUCGUCUCCACCUCCUCCUCAACUCCGUCUAGGUGCCGCAGCUACAACCACCUGGACUGGUUAGCUCUCGACUCCCGACACGGCCGGGUCCUCUUCUGGACCCCUAAAGCAUUUGCGGUGGAAUUCGUCGUCAGCGACCCCAUGGCCAACACGACAUGGAAAGUCCCCCCCAACCCCAGGUAUUCGGCCGGGCUCUUCCAUGCAGAUGGAGACGACGUCGACGAAUUCAAUCUUACCUGGAAUGCCACAUUGCUGGGCUCUAACAAUUGCCGCGGUGGCCAUUUCAUCCUAGUCUUAGUGGGCUCCGAGGAUGAAGAGGAGAUUAUGUUCGCCGCUGUCUACUCAUCAGAGUCUGGUGAGUGGAGAGAAACCAUCGUCACUGGCCAAGCAAAUGCUAUCAGCCAAGGGGUUGACGUUGUCCUUAUGGGGGAUAAGGUGUACUUCCCCUGUGAGACAUCAAACAUAGUUGUGGAGUACGACGUGGGUGACCAUAAAUUAUCGGUGAUCCAUACGCCAUAUAAGGGCGGGCGGGACCUUGUCCUUACAGCAGCGAAGGAUGGUAUGCUCUUGUUCACGGGAGUGUGGGAAUCUAAGCUUCACAUAUGGACGAUGGAGCCUGGUCCCAAUGGAGAUGAGGCAUGGGCAGGUCGCAGGGCUCUAGAGCUCGAACCUUUGGUCUCGUCUCGAACCGUCUCUGAAGUGUUCAUCGUUGGUGUUGUGGAAGGUGCUAGUGUCGUAGUAUUCUUGAGGACAGAGGAUGGAUUAUUUACGACUGACCUCAAUUCAGGCCGAAGCAAGAAAGUGUCUGAAAAGAAACCAACCGGGAAAAUCAUUGCAAUAACGAGCUUCUACCCGGGAGUGCACAGGCGGUAGCGGGGGCACUGACGAAGCUCCACACGCAGCUGUGGAUGCUACGAACAUCUAGUCAAAUGGCCUCAAGAAGAUGGAUCGGUCUACUUUUGCUGCCCAGGAAGAACUUGGAGUGAAAUUUGGUUCGCUUGUUUUCUGCGUUGGACAGUUUGAUCAGGGUUUGCGUUUUAUACUUAGGAGUACUAUACUAUUUGUGCCUUUGUCAAAAGUUUGAACUCGUUC
This is a messenger RNA of Lolium perenne, 1411 nucleotides long. The record is from RefSeq and is a predicted model, not a curated record. Lineage: Eukaryota; Viridiplantae; Streptophyta; Magnoliopsida; Poales; Poaceae.